AUGUGUACUAUUUCUCAGAUAAUUCAGAGCAAGGCGGAAUUCCCGAAAGAAAAUGGGACGUCAUUAAAUAUUCAACAGAUAGCGUGGUUCAUUUUGUUAACGCUUAUCUACUCGAUAGCAAUUUAUCCGGUGGAUAGCGUUUUCCAACCUUCGAACAACUUCGGUCCUGGUCUCAAGCAUUUUCCAUUAUCUGCACCUUCCCUUUUCCUGAUUUGCAGGUCUCUAGAGGAGGACGAUGACUUCUGGGCGCGUACAAGGCAGGAAGCUGCCAAUCUGUCUGCCACCAUUAAUGAAAUACUGGGAUCAUAUGAUCCGAAAUUACGCCCUAAUGCUGGUGGUGAGCCUGUUGAAGUAACUGUUGAGAUCAAGGUUGUCUCCUUCGGAGAACUCAACGAAGCAAAUAUGGAAUACUCACUGGACAUUUUCUUUCGCCAAUGGUGGUAUGAUCCAAGGUUCAGGCAUAAUUCUAGCACACCUUUUAACAUGGCGGCAGAUCCCUCAUUGCUUUUCUGGACUCCUGAUACUUACUUCUUUAAUGUGAAGAGAAUCAAGUAUCAUUUCGUGACUCGUGAAAACAUGCGCGUGAUGAUUCAUUCGACAGGAAAAAUUUACUUUAGCGCGAGGAUAACUUUAACGGCUCAAUGUGACAUGGACUUUCGUUUGUACCCAAUGGACACCCAGCACUGCCCAUUAGUUAUUGAAAGCUAUGCACACACUACUGAUGAUAUGGAUUACAAAUGGCGAAAGACUAAAGCGAACAAGGGCAAAGGAAUUGAGAUUGUCUCCAAAGAAAUGGCGCAGUUUGAACUGGUUGGAAUAGAAACUAAGCUCAGGGAUACAAAAAACAGCAAAGGUAAAUGGUUUCGUGGAUGGGUAAUGAAUUCUUAUCACUCGAUGAAUUCAGAAUUGGUGAAACUGUCAAUUUGUUUAAAUGCAGGUUCAUUCGCCAGUCUGAGCGUGGUGUUCUCAUUCAAACGUCGGUUGGAAUACUUCGUCUCCUCAGUGUUCUCUCCAGCAGUAACACUAGUCGUUCUCUCGUGGUGCUGUUUUUGGAUUUCCCGUUAUGCUGUUCCUGCGCGCGUGUCCUUGGGGAUCACAACAAUUCUCACAGCUAUUGUUCUUUUCGGUUCCGUGAAUGAAGCUAUGCCUCCAGUCAGUUACAGCAAGGCUCAAGACUAUUUCCUUUUGGUCAGUUUCGGAUUUAUCUUUCUUUCAUUUCUGGAGUUUGUGAUCGUGUUGAAUACAGAUCCUGAUCCAAGAUGGCUUCAAUGCCUUAGAAGGUGCUUCAACAUAGAAUCUGACAAGGAAGAGAAAAAGCCACUGAAACCUGCAGAAGCGGUGCUCGAGAAAGAGAAUAGCUCCAGUACUGAGCCAGACACGGAACUCGAAGCAGAGAUCACUCAACCCCCUGAAACUGUCCUCGCUGCGGUAAACAAUCACGUGUCACCGUGCAACCACACCCUACCCCGGCGAGUUGUGGUGUCCAAUGGACAACAAGGGGCUACAGUUAUGCUGCUAGAUAAGUCAGGUGAAACGCGUCAUGGAAACAUUCAAGUGAAAGCCACUAAUCGUGUAGAACCUAAGAAACGGAAAUCACGCGGUACCCACUGGGUCGAUAUAAUGUCCCGUAUCAUAUUCCCCAGCUGUUACCUUACUUUUCUGGUAUUGUUCUGGCGAAAGUUCGUACAACAGGUAACGCUGUAAAAAUUUAAAAUAAAGAUCUGCGAGAUCUGCUUAUUUUGUAAAGACUCUGAAGCUUUUUACAAGUUUAAAUUACUCAGGCAGGUCAAAGAACUCAUCACAUUGCAUGCAAGUUUGAUACAUUUCAGAUAGCUGCUCUUUUGCUACGAUAGCACUAGUUGUAAAAACUACUGUUUAAAUUUACAAAUUAAGAAAGAAAGACACAAUCAAACCUGCGUAUUUGGUAAUGAUUCAAUUUCAGGAACCAUUAGCAAUAAGUCGCACUAUUUUCUUUUGCACCCUGAAGAUAUUACCUCCUGAAUGUAACAAGAAUGCAAAGUGCAUCCUCUGUCCGCGACCUUUUUCACUUGCAUUUAGUCGUGUUGAUGCAAUAAAACUCUACUUGACCGCGUGACUUAGACGACGUAUAUAACGGAAUUUGCUAAAAAAAUCCCCUAGCUCGCUGAGUACAGUUGUAUCAUAUUCAAAAUUGCCUAUUUAAAAUCUCAUUUGAAAUCUAACAUAAUAAUGCUACACUGCUGCAACUGUAGCAGAAUUAAUGUAGCGUACGUAGUCAAGGUUCAAUAAGAUGCAUAGUAUAGUACAGUCGUAUAGGAUUUAAGUCGGGUGGCCUUUCAUACUUGUGGCGUUCGGUGGGAACCUGCUGGCAGUUGUGUAGGAGUUGAAGCUUUAUCUAGCCAUCAUAGGAUACGUCAUAACAAUAAACCUUUGUAUGCAGACGGAUGAAUGGUUGUUUUUGUUAAGCCCUGACCAAACAGACUCGCAAGUAAUCGCAAGCAGCCGGAAGUUGAACUUGCGUAGAGAGUUGUGUUGGGUGGCUAAACGGACUCGCAUGUUUCCUCGCAAGUACCCGCAAGUCGCUAUAAAAACCAUUUCAAGUCAGAAAUAUCCUGUAUUUCAUUGGCUAAUAAUAGGUUAAUGGACGUCUCUCAACUUGCGUUGACUUGGGUUGAGUGGCCAAACGGUGAAAAACUUACGUCGACCUGCGUGCAAAAUUGAUCUCGACCAGCAUGACCGCAAGUCAUCGUAAUUCAAUGCAAGUGCACGCAAGGCCUGGCCAAACGGAGUCGCAAGUGGACCCAAGCUUUCAACUUGCGUCUACUUGCGACUCCGUUUGCCACCAAAAUGUGGAGAUUUGAGGUGUUAUUCAAAAGUGUACUUGGGAAUGUAUACAUCGAUGUUGAAAUU
Messenger RNA from Orbicella faveolata, 2889 nucleotides. Its product is annotated as gamma-aminobutyric acid receptor subunit beta-2-like. NCBI's taxonomy places the organism in Eukaryota, Metazoa, Cnidaria, Anthozoa, Scleractinia, Merulinidae. The record is from RefSeq and is a predicted model, not a curated record. Gene Ontology annotation, cellular component: membrane. Gene Ontology annotation, biological process: monoatomic ion transmembrane transport. Gene Ontology annotation, molecular function: extracellular ligand-gated monoatomic ion channel activity; transmembrane signaling receptor activity.